GUAAACAGCAUGGCGGCGUCUGUGCGGUUGUUCGGUGCUGCGGGAGGACGUCUCGUCAAGAACCUUCUAAAGACAACCCCACUAACUCAGUGUUUGAGACAAAGAGCCACACAAGCUGCAUCUCAAAUAGCCCUCAAUGUACCAGAGACCAAGUUGACCACACUGCCUAAUGGCCUCAGAGUGGCAUCUGAAGACUCUGGUCUGUCUACCUGCACAGUGGGUCUGUGGAUCGAUGCUGGGAGUCGAUAUGAGAACGAUAGGAACAAUGGCACAGCUCACUUCUUGGAGCACAUGGCCUUUAAGGGUACAAAGAAGCGAUCCCAGUUAGAUUUGGAGCUGGAGAUAGAGAACAUGGGAGCCCACUUGAAUGCCUAUACCUCCAGAGAGCAGACGGUGUAUUACGCCAAAGCCUUUUCUAAGGAUCUCCCUAGAGCUGUGGAGAUUCUUGCCGACAUCAUCCAAAACAGCACACUGGGGGAGGCGGAGAUUGAGCGUGAGCGUGGAGUCAUCCUUCGAGAGAUGCAGGAGGUUGAGACUAACCUACAGGAGGUUGUUUUUGACUACCUGCAUGCUAUUGCAUAUCAGGAAACAGCUCUAGGAAGAACUAUUCUCGGACCUGCAGAAAACAUCAAAACGAUAAACAGAGCAGACCUUGUGGAGUAUAUUACAACUCACUACAAAGGGCCAAGAAUCGUGCUGGCUGCAGCAGGGGGAGUGUCCCACAAUGAACUAAUAGAUUUGGCUACAUACCACUUUGGGAAGCUGCCAGCCAGAUACAGGGGUGAAGCACCAGCAUUACCUUCAUGCAGUUUCACUGGAAGUGAGAUUCGUGUAGGAGACAAUAAGAUGCCCCUGGCACACAUUGCAAUUGCAGUGGAGGCAGUAGGCUGGUCUCACCCUGACACCAUUCCACUCAUGGUGGCCAACACCCUCAUCGGAAACUGGGAUCGCUCCUUGGGCGGUGGUGUGAAUCUGUCAAGUAAACUGGCACAGAUGGCAUGCCAGGGGAACUUAUGUCACAGCUUCCAGUCGUUUAAUACCUGCUACACGGAUACAGGGCUGUGGGGACUCUACACUGUGUGUGAACCAGGCACUGUUAGAGACAUGGUGCACUUCACCCAGCUCGAAUGGAUGUCUCUGUGUACCAGUGUGUCAGAGAGUGAGGUAGCAAGAGCGAAGAAUCUCCUGAAAACCAACAUGCUGCUUCAUUUAGAUGGUUCCACACCUAUUUGUGAAGACAUUGGGAGGCAGAUGUUGUGCUAUGGUCGCAGAAUCCCACUGCAUGAACUGGAGGCCAGAAUAGAUGCAAUAGAUGCAAAUACCAUUAAGGAAGUGUGCACUAAGUAUAUCUACAACAAAGCUCCAGCUAUAGCAGCUGUUGGGCCCAUUGACCAACUCCCAGACUACAACCAGAUCAAAAGUGGCAUGUACUGGUUAAGAACCUGAGAAGCAACAGGAGUAUCUAUGUUGUAACAAACCAGGGGUAUUUAUGUAGUCUGUGCAUUUUUUUUUAUUUUAUUAUAAAAUAAACACCAACACAAUAAUGUUAAAAGAA
Messenger RNA from Trichomycterus rosablanca, 1555 nucleotides. RefSeq names its product peptidase, mitochondrial processing subunit beta (gene pmpcb). Gene Ontology annotation, cellular component: mitochondrion. Bases 10 to 1446 code for a protein of 478 amino acids. The record is from RefSeq and is a predicted model, not a curated record. Gene Ontology annotation, molecular function: metal ion binding; metalloendopeptidase activity. The transcript is spliced from 13 exons. Lineage: Eukaryota; Metazoa; Chordata; Actinopteri; Siluriformes; Trichomycteridae.